Molecule: messenger RNA, 2698 nt
Organism: Hypoxylon trugodes
Lineage: Eukaryota; Fungi; Ascomycota; Sordariomycetes; Xylariales; Hypoxylaceae
Product: WD40 repeat-like protein
Exons: 4
Coding region: 614-2446 (610 amino acids)
Biological process (GO): actin filament depolymerization; positive regulation of actin filament depolymerization
Cellular component (GO): cortical actin cytoskeleton
Molecular function (GO): actin filament binding
Source: RefSeq, a predicted model, not a curated record
GAGUGGCUAGUAAUAUUCGGCUUUCGCUUGACGGACAAUUUUCUUCAUAGAGGUAGAAGAAGAAGAUGGUGGCCGACGAGUUUUUCUUUUUCUAAGACACUCAGCCUAGGUAGCGUCAUAUAGCUGCGGGGGAGAUGGACUUUGUAAUACUCCGAGCAGAGCGAACCAGACCAGGUCUAUCCAAUCCAAGUAAAUCAUCUCAAUAGAGUAUCUACUUACGAGGUUACUUGGAUAAGACAAGCUGCGAGUGUCAAAAGCUUCUACCUAAUUAUGAUAAGGAAAAGUUGAGAGUUGAGUUGAAGUUUACGAAUCGGAGCGAAGUGACGUAAAGUGAAAGGGGCUUGGGUUCCGGAGUUUAUCUACCAGUGUAUUAGGUGAUCCAGGGAUGUCUCAGGCUGCCCCGCAACAAGUUCCAUCCAACGCUAACUAGUCAACUACCCCUCCAAAAACAAAGCGCAUUCACAAGCUCCUAGGCACCAAACAUAAUAAUAAUAAUACCCCAAACGGCUAACACUUGGACAUUUCCAAACCAUACGAACUUUGGGCGAAUACCAUACUCUGUAUGUCUUUGUCUUAAAAAAGGAACGAGGUAGUGAUACCACAAAACGCCGAAAUGUCGAUCACAAUCGAGAAGAUACUUGCUGCAGCGCCGGUCACAGCUCGAGGGCAACCGACCCAGCUGUCAACUGAUGCUAAGGGGGAAAGAAUAACUUAUGCUUCCGGAAAAUCAAUUUUCGUUCGAUCCAUCGAUGACCCUUCUUCCAGUAAACAAUACACAGGCCACACAGCCCAAACGACAGUAGCCAAGUUUUCCCCCAGCGGUUUCUACAUUGCCAGUGGUGAUGUAUCGGGCUCAGUUCGCGUAUGGGAUUCUAUAGAAGCCGAGAACACUAAAGGCGAAUAUCAUAUCAUCUCGGGCCGCAUAAACGAUAUAGCAUGGGAUGGCGACUCCCAACGUAUUAUCGCCGUCGGUGAUGGCCGUGAACGAUUCGGACACUGCAUCACUGCGGAUAGUGGAAAUAGCGUGGGAGAGGUAUCCGGACACUCCAAAGCCAUCAAUUCAGUCGCCGUAAGACCGCUUAGGCCCCUACGAGCCGCAACCGUUAGCGAUGAUCUAGCCAUGUGCUUUCUGCACGGUGCACCGUUCAAGUUCAACUCGAAGUCUACUGGCCUUCAUAAGGGAUUCGUGCUGGGUACCGCUUUUUCGCCAGAUGGAAAUACCCUUGUUACCGUGGGCGCAGACAAGCGAAUCCAACUAUACGAUGGCAAGACUGGAGAACCUACGAAGUCCAUCGGCGAGGGUGAGCAUACCGGUAGUAUCUUCGCCGUUAGUUGGGCCAAAGACUCGAAGAGAUUCGUCACCGCUAGCGCCGACCAGACCGUCAAAUUAUGGGACGUGGAAGCAGGGACAGUAGUACAAACGUGGAGGUUCGGGGAAGAAGGUGGUGUUAGCAUCCCAGACCAGCAGGUCGGUGUCGUAUGGCCGCACGGCCGCAGCGACGGUUUGAUUAUUAGUCUUAGUCUCGGUGGUGAUCUAAAUUACCUAGUAGAAGGCAAUCCGAAAUCUACUAAAGUCGUCCAGGGACAUAACAAGAGUAUCACAGCUUUAGGGGAGGGAUCAGACGGUAAAGGCAACACUUUAUGGACCGGAAGCUUUGAUGGUCGGGUGUGCAGCUGGGACGUCUCCUCUGGAGUAGGCACUGUUGUAGACGGCCAGAGCCACACGAACCAGGUGACAGAAUUUACUUCAAGCGCUGGACGGGCAUAUAGCGUUGGAUGGGACGACACCCUACGCAUAGUGGACGAGUCUGCCAAUACAUUCGCCGGUGAGAGUUUGAAGCUAUCAGCACAGCCCAAAGGCGUCGCUUCUGCAGACGGAAAGGUGUACGUCGCAACAGUCACUGGCGUUGAGAUUUACGUCAAGGAUCAGCUAGCAGGAACAUUUGAUAUCGCCGAUUCCCAACCCACCGCCAUUGCCGCCCAAGGUUCCCUAGUAGCUGUCGGCCUAAGCAAUAAUGCAGUCCGCCUGUACAAAGCGGACUCGAGCAACAAGCUGACGCAAUCACACGAAGCUAAGAACUCUACCGCGCAGAUAUCGGCUCUAGCCUUCUCGAAGGACGGUUCCUUGCUAGCGGCGGGUAACACUGCCGGCAAAAUCUACGCGUAUAAGACGGGUGCCCUUGAGGUGGCGACGGAUCGGUGGUCGGCGCAUACGGGCCGUGUGACGAGCAUCGCGUGGAACGAGGCGGGCACGCACGCCGUUAGUGGCGCACUUGAUACUAAUGUGUUUGUAUGGAGCUUGGCGAAGCCCGGAAGCCGCGUCAAGACCCUUAAUGCGCAUAAAGAUGGUGUCAACGGUGUCGCUUGGGUGGAUGGGGGCAAGAAGGUGGCUACUACGGGUGGAGAUGCUGCGGUCAAGAUUUGGAACGUGUCGGGUUUGCAAUGAGCGAGGGUGCGAUUCGGUGUGAUCGGAUAGGUGAAUGCGGUCGAGGUAUCGUGUUAUAAGCCUUGCGAUGGAUUGGCGAUGAUAGGAAUGAAUAUUUACGAGAAAAAUAGAGCUGUUCGGGCAAUCCUAAAAUGGCUUGCGUGAUGCUUGUAGAAUCUCACAUCAAAUUAGUUUAUGGAUCUAUAUGCGCUUUUGAAAUGCUCACCUCGUAGAUGUUCAUACGAUACCAUCGCAUAAUAUUCGCACCAUAAC